Molecule: messenger RNA, 3466 nt
Organism: Acanthopagrus latus (yellowfin seabream)
Lineage: Eukaryota; Metazoa; Chordata; Actinopteri; Spariformes; Sparidae
Gene: acsl4a
Product: acyl-CoA synthetase long chain family member 4a
Exons: 15
Coding region: 261-2399 (712 amino acids)
Biological process (GO): long-chain fatty acid metabolic process; long-chain fatty-acyl-CoA metabolic process; neuron differentiation
Cellular component (GO): endoplasmic reticulum; plasma membrane; lipid droplet
Molecular function (GO): arachidonate-CoA ligase activity
Source: RefSeq, a predicted model, not a curated record
AAACCGAGUGCUCCGGCUGCUCAUUGGUCCAGAAAUAUGGAAUCAGAUGACGUAGUAAUUCCGGGUUUUCUAUGUCUGUGAAGAGGUAACUGUCGGUCAUUUCACAGACAGCCAUACACACACGACCGACCGGCCGGGGUUUUCAACACUGCUGACGGUGUGACAUUUUUGGAGUAGUGGACUGUACUCGGACAUCUUUUGGACCAACGCACCAUUCAAAACUAGUUGGACCUCAGCUGCUGCUCACUUUUCUUUCCACUAUGGGUCUCCAGUCAGACUCGGCCCUCCAAUCUAUUCUCCUCUUUCCAAUCCACCUUCUGGUAUGGCUGUACUCUGUCUUGUCCUUCCUGCCCUGGUACUAUAUCACAGGUGCAGGGGAAAGAAAAGCUCUGUCCAAUCGGAUAAAGGCACGCUCCACUUCAGGCCGUGCUGAGGGACCGUAUCGCUCUGUUGACCACUUCGAUUCCCUCGCCAGGGAGGACUUCCCAGGCAAAGACACGCUUGAUAAGUUAUUCCAGCAUGCGGUGCAGCGCUUUGGAGAUGGACAGUGUCUCGGCACCCGUGAUGUACUGAGCGAAGAGAAUGAGGUUCAACCCAGCGGUAAAGUAUUUAAAAAGCUGAUCCUGGGAGAGUAUAGAUGGAUGUCCUACAAUGACCUUGACACUAUAACCACCAAGUUUGGCAGUGGACUGGCAGCUCUGGGGCAGCAGCCCAAAAGCAGUAUUGCAAUCUUCUGUGAGACCAGAGCAGAGUGGAUGAUCACUGCCCAGGCAUGCUUCAAGCGUAAUUUUCCAUUGGUGACAUUUUACGCAACACUGGGAGAGGAGGCGAUAGCAUUUGGACUUAACGAGACUGGAGUUACACAUCUAGUUACCAGUGUCGAACUGCUUGAGACAAAACUGAAAAAUGUGCUACCACAGAUCCCGAAACUAAAGCAUGUGAUCUAUGUGGACCAGAAGAAAGUGAGCACAGAAGGCUACCCAGCAGGGCUCUCCAUCCACAGCAUGCAGGCCGUACAAGAGCUGGGCGCGCUGCCUGAGAAUAUGGGGAGGGCUCUUGUUAAGCCACAGCCGUCUGAUCUGGCUGUGGUGAUGUACACCAGUGGCUCUACAGGCAGACCCAAAGGAGUCAUGAUCGUCCACAGUAACCUUAUUGCAGGAAUGACGGGCCAGUGUGAACGCAUUCCUGGACUUGGGCCUGACGACACCUACAUUGCCUAUCUGCCCCUGGCUCAUGUUCUGGAAAUGACAGCUGAAAUCUCCUGUGUCACAUAUGGCUGUCGGAUCGGCUACUCAUCCCCUCAGACACUGUCAGACCAGUCCACUAAGAUAAAGAAAGGAAGCAAAGGAGACAGCUCUGUGCUCAGACCCACCCUGAUGGCAGCUGUGCCAGAAAUUAUGGACCGCAUCAACAAAAACGUGAUGAGCAAAGUGCAGGAAAUGAGUUUCAUUCAGAAGAAGCUGUUUACACUGGGCUACAAUUAUAAACUGGAGCAGAUCAGGAGAGGCUAUGAUGCACCACUCUGCAAUGCCCUGUUGUUCAGGAAAGUCAAGAAGCUGUUAGGUGGACGGGUGAGGAUGAUGUUGUCUGGAGGGGCCCCCCUGUCUGCAGCCACUCAGAGAUUUAUGAACGUGUGCUUCUGUUGUCCAGUGGGCCAGGGCUAUGGCCUCACUGAAACCUGUGGAGCAGGCACCAUCACAGAGGUUGCAGACAUCAGCACCGGCCGCGUCGGAGCUCCUCUUCUGUGCUGUGAGAUCAGACUCAGGGACUGGGUUGAAGGUGGCUACACUAGCAAAGACAAGCCAAAUCCAAGAGGGGAGAUCCUGAUUGGUGGCCCAAAUGUCACCAUGGGUUACUACAGGAAUGACAGCAACAAUCAGGACUUCUUUGCUGAUGAAAAUGGGCAGAGAUGGUUCUGCACCGGAGAUGUAGGAGAGAUAUACCCAGAUGGCUGUCUACAAAUAGUGGACCGCAAGAAGGACCUGGUGAAACUGCAGGCCGGAGAGUAUGUGUCUCUCGGUAAGGUCGAGUCUGCUCUGAAAAACUGCGCACUCAUAGACAACAUCUGCGCAUAUGCAAACAGUGAACAGAACUAUGUGAUCAGCUUUGUGGUACCCAACCAGAAAAAGCUGACAGAACUGGCCAAACAGAGAGGCAUCGUGGCAACAUGGGAGGAGCUCUGCACUCACCCCGACAUGGAAAGAGAGGUUCUGAGGGAGAUCAAGGAGGUCGCUUCAAGCAUUAAACUCCAGCGAUUUGAGAUACCGGUGAAGGUGGUUUUGAGCCCAGAGCCGUGGACCCCCGAGACAGGUCUUGUCACAGAUGCGUUCAAGCUGAAGAGGAAAGAGCUGAAGAACCACUAUAUCCACCACAUAGAGAGAAUGUAUGGGGGCAAAUAAUUUCUCCCAAGAGUCAAAAUUAUCACCACUACCACUGCUUUGAUUUGUAAAUAAUAUUCCCGGUACCCAAUAGAAUUUGAUGCUGUUUGUGAACUACAGGCGUCCAAAUGAAGAUUUCUUGAACAAAAAAGCUGAAGCUGUAGAUAGUUGUAGCUGUUGAUCCAUGUGUGCUGCUUUUCUUGUGUGUAGAAGUUCUGAUUGUCAAAGAGAUGCACUCUAGAGGCAACUCCUAUUCCACGGUAAGGGUCCGAAACCAUUACAGCACUCAACUGCCAUCCACUUCAGUCCUUUGGCGCUUAGUUUGUAGCCUUUAAAAAGUACUGCUGUCCUCCAUAUGUUGCUGAUGCUUUGUUGUUAAUUCCAUUUGAGAAAUAUUAACAACUGUAAUCAUCACGGAGGCUUGUUAUGCUCUUUUGUAAAGUUGGAGUACUGAUGUUACUGUGCCUUCAGUCUGCAGUACUUGUGUGUAAUGAAGCAGAAGUGGCAUCUAGAUAAAAACAAAAAAUAGUUUACGCUUUUGUUACAAAAAAUGGCUAAACCGCCAUGUGAAGUUUACUUGAGGUGUUCAAGCUAAAGAUCCCCACCCUGCGAUGCAUUGACAUCACUCUUGGAAAAGAGCAAAGAAAAGUUACGGCAUGAUCAUGUCUGCUUGUCCACUUAUUUUUUUCUGACUUUUUAUUUAUAUGUUUAUUGUUUCAAUUUAUUCAGAAAGUAAGACCAAAAUGUGUAAACAUAAAUGACUCAGGAAGAUAAGCAAAUGUUUAAUAUAUGGAGUUAUCAAAUGGUGGGUUCAAUGUGCUUCUGUCAAAAUUCUUGUUGGCACCUUAUUUAUUAAAGAGCAAGCAUGCGAAACUACUAACUUACUACUAAAAUGCUUAUUAGCAUUAGCUAGUCAGAACUGGCAUACUGUAAUACUGUGCGUAUUUUACCUCAGUUAACAGGUUAAUGUACAAUUUGGUAUCAUAGGAUUAUCUGAAGUUCAUUUUAAUAUUAUAGGAGUGUCUUUGUAUUUUUCAAGGUGUUGUCGUGUUGAUGGCUUUUCAUCAUUAAAACUUCAAGAACGCAGA